Messenger RNA from Monodelphis domestica (gray short-tailed opossum), 5855 nucleotides. RefSeq names its product MN1 proto-oncogene, transcriptional regulator (gene MN1). Lineage: Eukaryota; Metazoa; Chordata; Mammalia; Didelphimorphia; Didelphidae. The record is from RefSeq and is a predicted model, not a curated record. Gene Ontology annotation, biological process: regulation of DNA-templated transcription.
CCACCUUAAGAGCGAGCCCCGCCCCGGGCCCGGAGCUCGCGUCCCGCUGAUUGGCGCAGACCUAAUGGCUGAAAUUGAUUGCUGAAAUGCAAAACUUGUUGCUGGUUCCCGAGCGCAGGGCGAGAGACAGAGAGAGAGAGGGGAGCGGAGGGAGACCCUCGGAGCGCCCCACACCGAGGCCUCCCCCCCCCCCGCCCCCAGCCGGGAGAGGGGAGCGAAGGCCCCGGCUUCCUCCCUUCCCCUGAGCCCAGAGAGAAGAGCGCAGCGCACCCAGCCCCCCUCCUCGGGUUUGUGCCUCCCACCCUGCUCAGAUCUCCCCCCCCCCCCUUCUCAGCCUGAAAGGGGGAGUGGAGGCUCGGAAGCACCUCGGGGCAGAGGCCGGGCGGCGGAGAGCCCGAGAGCUACCUCUCCCCCUCCCCUCCGCGGCCAGAGCAGGGAGCCGAGCGAGCGAGCGAGCGAGCCCAGCCAAACUCCGAGCCCCGGACCAGCGGUCGGGAAAGGGAAGAGGAGAGAACGAAGGGACUGCAGGACGCCAGGGGAAGGCAAGGCGGCGGAGGUGGCCGGCACCCUGAGCAUAGGAGGACUGAACGGCGCUCGCCCCGCCGCCCCGGGCCGCGGACACUCAGCCCCGUGGAAGGGAAAGCGGACGUCCGGCUGUGGCCCCCAGCCCAACGUCUUGGGUCCGUCACUCGAGCCCGGCAGCCCGAAGCUUCCCGCCCCAGGUGUGGGACUACCUCGGAACGUCCCAGCCCGGCCGGGAAGCCGGCUCGGGGCCCCCACGUUCGCCAUGCGGAGCGGAGCCCCCAGCAACUGGAUCCCCUAGAGCAGAGGCAGCCUGAACCGCACUGUCUGCGGAGAGCGCGGGGCGGAUCGGAACCACCCGGCCGGCGGAUAUUUGGACAGCAGGGGCUCGGGAGACUCCGGGAGGGGGACCUUCCGUCCUCCAGCGCCAGCCUGCUCUGAAUGACUUCCCUUCGCGGGGCCUUUCAGCUAGUGCUCUCGGGGGCUAGGCGGCAGCUCUCCGGACCCCAGGCAAUUUGGACUUGAGAAGGUGAUCGUCUUUUCUCCCCACUCCCUUCCCCCUACCCUCCACUUUACUUUUUGUCCGAGCAAGAGGCCCUGCUAGCCUCCAGCCCCGAGCCGCCUCAGCCCCGGGGCUGGCUCCCCCGCCCCUUCCCCGUCCCCCUUUCCCCCCUCCCAGGACCCACGCGUCUCCGUGCGAACCGCCCGGGGCAUGUGGCCGGCUGCUCUCCCCCUAGAGGCCUUACCAUUCUGCAAGAUGUGAGCCCAGCCCGCGGGAUUCUGGCCAAGGCAGUAUUUUGGGUGAGGAGCGGAGACCCCCACCCCCGACCCCUGGUCCCUAACCCCGCUCACCCGUUGUCCCCGGCCCCCGGCCCAGGCUCCAGCCCCAGGGCGAGGUGGCGGCGCGCGCUGCGCCCUUACCCAGUUGAGCGCGCCCCUAGCCGCCUCGGAGCGCCGGUCCCGGGGGCACAGCGAGCUGCUGGCAGGAGGCGCGCGGGGAGAAGCAGGCUGUCAUGCCCUAUUGAUUCUCCUCCGCCCCCUGACCCUCUUCCCCCUCCCCCGAAAGUAUGUUCGGCCUGGAUCAGUUUGAGCCCCCGAUCAAUAGCCGAAACGCUGGCCAAGGCGAGAGAAACUUUGGCGAACCCGGCCUGAGCAUGAACGGCCACUUCAAAGCCCCGGCUUUUCACGCGGGGGGGCCGGCAGACCCGGCCAUCAGCGCUCUGGGCGAGCCCCCUCUCUUGGGUAUGAACAUGGGCAUGGCCGGGGAGCCCUACGGCUUCCACGGGAGAGGGCACUCCGAGCUGCAUGCGGGGGGCCUGCAGCCUCAGCCGGUGCACGGGUUCUUCGGCAGCCAGCAGCCCCACCACGGCCACCCCGGCGGCCACCACCCUCACCAGCACCACCCCCACUUCGGCGGCAACUUCGCAGGCCCGGAUCCCGGUGCCUCCUGCUUGCACGGGGGCCGGCUUUUGGGCUACGGCGGCGGCGGCGGGGGUGGCCUGGGCAACCAGCCUGGUUUCGCUGAGGGCUACGAGCAUAUGGCGGAAACCCAAGGGGGUGAAGGUUUCGGGCAGCAGAGGCCCGGCAAUAUCCCAGAGUUCCAACACCACAGCUCGGGACCCUCGGGCCAUGCGGUGCCUGCCCCGUGCCUACCCUUGGAUCAGUCCCCCAACCGGGCGGCCUCCUUCCAUGGCCUCCCGGCCUCCAGCAGCUCGGAUUCCCACAGCCUGGAGGCGCGCAGGAUGGCCAACCAAGGGGGCGUCGAGUCCCUGGAAUACAAUUACCCUGGCGACGGGCCCUCUGGACACUUCGAUUUGCCAGUGUUUUCGCCCUCGGAGACCGAGGGCCAGCUGCCUCACUACGGGACUGGCAGACAGGUGCCCGGGGGCGCCUUCCCGGGAGCCCCGGCCCUACCCAGGGCCCCGGGCAUGGUGGCCAUGUCCAAGAUUCAUCCCCAGCAACAGCAGCAGCAGCAGCAACAGCACGGCGGCAGCGGCGGCGGCGUGUUCUUCGAGAGGUUUGGAGGGGCCCGGAAGAUGGCAGUGGGCAUGGAACCCGGGGUUAACGCGGCCAGGCACCCCUUAAUGCAACAGGCCCCGCAGCCUCCCCAGCCGCAGCCCCCUCCCCCCCAGCCGCAGCCCCAGCCGCCGCCACCGCAGCAGCAGCAACCCCAGCAGCAGCAGCAACAGCAGCAGCCACCUGGGUUGCUGGCCAGACAGAACUCGUGCCCCCCGGCCCUCCCUCGGCAGCCCCAGGCAGAGGCCAACCCGGCCAGUGGCAGCUUGCAAGACGGCGGGCCCCUCCUUCCGACCCAGCACGCCCAGUUCGAAUACCCCAUCCACCGCCUGGAGAACCGGAGCAUGCACCCUUACUCGGACGCGGUGUUUACCAUGCAGCACCCGGCACCUCCCCCUGCUCCCCCGCAGCAGCAGCCCCCGGCGCCCAACCAGAGGCUGCAGCACUUCGAUGCUCCCUACAUGAACGUGGCCAAGAGGGCGAGGUUCGACUUCCCGGGCACUCCUGGCGUGGACCGCUGCGCCUCGUGGAACGGCGGCCUGCACAGCGGAGCGCUGGACAACCACCUGUCCCCUUCCGCCUACCCGGGCCUGCCCGGAGACUUCACCCCUCCGGUGCCCGACAGCUUUCCCCCGGGCCCGGCGUUGCAGCACCCGGGCCCCGACCCGCAGGCCUUGCAGCAGCAGCAGCAGCAGCACCAACAGCAGCAGCAGCAACAGCAGCAGCAGCGCCAGAACGCGGCCCUCAUGAUGAAGCAGAUGGCGUCCCGCACCCAGCAGCAGCAGCAACAGCAGCAGCAGCAACAGCAGCGGCUGCGCCAGCCUGGCCUGCCACCACUCAGUCACCCCGGGGAAGUGGGGCCGGGCAGCGGCCUGGUGCACGGGGGACCCGUGGCCGGCCUGGCCCAGGCCAACUUUGAGAGAGAGAGCGGCGGGGGCGGCGGGGGUGGGGGUGCUGGGCGCCUGGGGAACUUCGACCCGCAGAACCCUCACUUGGCACCAGAGAGCGCCUGGUUCCCCGGGCCCCACCCGCCCCCUCCGCCCCCGGGAGACCUCCUGCCGCGCAGGCUGGGGGGCUCCGGCUUGCCCCCGGACGGCAGCCCCCACGAGCUGGGCCUGGCGCAGGGUGGCUCUGGGAUGCUCUUCAGGGGGCCGGGGGUGGCCGGGCUCGGGUUGCAAGAGUCUCUGCGGAUGCCCGGUGAAGGCCACGUGCCGGCCCUUCACUCGCCCGGCCUGCACUCGCAGUUCGGGGGCAGCCUCGGCGGCCUGGGCCAGUUACAGUCCCCCGGGGCGGGGGUGGGCUUGCCAAGCGCUCCCUCGGACCGAAGAGCACCUCCACCCGACUUCGCGGCGCCCCCCUUGGGCGGCCAGCCGGCCUUCCCGUUCGGCGGCCCGGGCCGCCAGGCCACUCCGCUGAGUAACCCGGGCGUGAGCUCCUCCCCGGGUGGCGCAGGUGGGGCCGGCGGCGGGGCCGGCGGUGGGGGCAGCGGCUACCCUCCCCAGGCCGACUUCCAGCCCAGCCAGCGGGCCUCGGGCAGCAAGCUGGGCGCGCUAAGCCUGGGCUCCUUCAAUAAGCCCAACUCCAAGGACAACCUCUUCGGCCAGAGCUGUCUGGCCGCGCUGUCCACCGCCUGUCAGAACAUGAUAGCCAGCCUCGGAGCGCCCAACCUCAACGUCACCUUCAACAAGAAGAACCAGCCCGAGGGCAAGAGGAAACUGAGCCAGACUGACCCCGAUGGGGCAGGGACCGGCGGCUCCGGGGGCAGUGGCAGUGGCAGCGGGGGUGGCGGCGGGGGCGUCGGCGGCGCGGGCGCCUCAGGACCGGAUUACUUCCCCAGCGGCGCAGCGCCUGGGGGCCCGGGAGGGACCGGAGGCGGAGGCGGGAAGGCCCCAGGCCCGCCUAACCCUCCGGUGCCCGGGGACGGAACGAGUCUUUCGCCCAACUACACCAUCGAGGCCACGUCGGGCAACGAUGGCAAACCGGUGCCCGGAGGCGGCGGGCGGGGCAGGGGCCGCAGAAAAAGGGACAGCGGUCACGUGAGUCCCGGGACCUUCUUCGACAAGUUCUCCGCUUCUGCAGCGGACGGCGGGGGCCCGGGCGUGAGCCCGGGUCAGCAGGUGGCGCCCGGCCCUCCGGGGGGAAGCGCCAGCGGGGAGCCCCGGGGAGCGCCCACCCCUCACGAAAAGGCCCUCACAUCGCCGUCGUGGGCCAAAGGGGCCGAGCUACUCCUGGGCGACCAGGCCGACCUCAUGUCGUCCCUGGACAGUGGCCUCCAGAGCGGGGCUAAGUCGGCAGGCAGCUCCCCGCACGUCGGGGACUUCGCCGACGACGUGGGCGCGGCCUACGCCAAUGAGGACGAAGUGUCGUCCAGUUCCGACAAUGCUGCCACGGGCCUGGCCAAGGCCGGCCGCAGCCCCCUGCUCGGCGGCUCCCCGAAGAUCCCGCGGGGCCCUGGCGGGGAGCACGGACAGAAAGCGGCCCCGGGCCUCGGGGGCCUCCUCACUACCUCUACCUCGACCCCGGACAGCUACGGCGGCGGGGGGGCGGCGCCCCCGGGCACGCCGGGCCUGGAGCAGGUCCGCACCCCGACCAGCAGCACGGCCCCGCAGGACGAAAUCCACCCGCUGGAGAUCCUCCAGGCGCAGAUCCAGCUGCAGCGGCAGCAGUUCAGCAUCUCUGAGGACCAGCCGCUGGGGCCCAAGGGCGGCGCUGGGGGCGGCGGCGGCAGCGGCAGCAGCGGCUCGGGCAAGAAGGCCGAGUGCGCUGGCGGCGGGGGCCAGAACGGGGACAGCGAGCUGGCUGCCUGCUGCCCGGAGGCGGUCAAGAGCGCCAUGAGCACCAUCGACCUGGACUCCCUGAUGGCGGAGCAUAGCUCCACCUGGUACAUGCCUGGCGAGAAGGCUUUGCUGGACGGCCCCGAGGACGACAAGACGCUGGCGCCCUGGGAGAAGGCCAAGGCCCAGAACCCAGUCAGCAAAGAAGGUAGAGGUACCGUGCCCACCUCCUCCUCCCCUUUCACCCCUCCCCCUUCCCGCCUGCCCUUCCCCUGGACUCUGUCGCCAGGGUCUGGCUUCUCCUCCCCCCUCCCCAGGCGCCCCCAUCUUCCAGGGGAAGAAGGGCAUCCUGGGAGUAGUAGUUGGCAUCUGGCAACAUCAGAAGGCCCCAGAGAGCCUAAGGGUUUGGAGGGCUCCCUCUGGGAUGGAGCCCCUUAGGCUACCUUGGUGGAGGGAGGUGGGACACCCUCGUUUGCCCUGGGGGAGAUAGUUAUGCUGCUUAGCCUUAAGGGAUUUUCUCCUCCUCUGCACUCCCCCUCCCCA